Synchytrium microbalum is the source of this 3648-nucleotide messenger RNA. RefSeq lists its product as uncharacterized. Lineage: Eukaryota; Fungi; Chytridiomycota; Chytridiomycetes; Synchytriales; Synchytriaceae. Gene Ontology annotation, molecular function: nucleic acid binding; zinc ion binding; aldehyde-lyase activity. The annotation marks the transcript as partial. Gene Ontology annotation, biological process: carbohydrate metabolic process; DNA integration. The record is from RefSeq and is a predicted model, not a curated record. The transcript has a single exon.
UUAGACCAGCUUAAAUCCACAUUGCAACUCAAUAAAAGAGUGUUUGCUGCCAACCCUGAUAGUCCACUCCAGUCGCAAGCAGUCCAUGAAAUCGACACGGGAGAUGCACAACCAGUAAGAUCCAGACCGUAUCGAGCACCGUUCAAUCGUCAACAGUAUAUUGACAAUCGCGUACAAGAGUUAUUAAAGAACAAAAUAGCUCAAGAAUCCCGCAGCCCUUGGGCCUCGCCAAUUGUUCUUGCUAACAAAAAGGACGGCAGCUUGCGAUUCUGUGUGGAUUACAGGAAGCUCAAUUCGUUAACAAAGCGAGACAGCUACCCCUUACCUUAUCAACAAGAUCUCCUAGACAAAGUGAAUACUGCAUGGUACAGCUCACUAGAUCUUGCCGCGGGAUACUGGCAAAUCCCUCUACACCCUCGAGACAGGGAAAAGACCGCUUUCGUAACACCAAGUGGUUUGUACGAAUUCCUUCGAAUGCCAUUUGGAUUAACCAAUGCCCCAGCAACUUUCCAAAGAGUGAUGGACACCACUUUAGCUGGUCUCAAGUGGGAAUGCUGCCUAGUAUACCUCGACGACAUUAUUGUUUUCUCUUCAACUUUUGAAAAGCACAUCAGCGACCUGGAUAAAGUCCUCAAACGACUGAUUGAGAUGGGAUUCUCACUGAAAGCAUCAAAAUGCCAGCUUUGUGCUACCGAAAUCGAGUACCUUGGUCACAUAGUCACCCCAACAGGUAUCAAACCUAGUCCUGAAAAAGUCAGAUCAGUCCAACAAUAUCCAACACCACAAAGUGUUGCUGAUGUUCGAUCGUUUCUGGGCUUGACCUCAUACUACAGGCGAUUUAUACCAGAUUUUUCCCUAAAAGCAGCAUCGCUCUUCGAUCUUCUUCAUGGUGCAACACCCUGGAAAUGGGAGACAUCAGAAAAAGAGGCAUUUGAAUACUUGAAAACUUCACUAAUCUCAGCCCCAAUACUAGCUACACCACAAAUGACUAGACAAUUUCUAGUUCAAACAGACGCAUCCCACCAUGGCCUCGGCGCGGUUCUAUCACAAUUAGACGAGUCAGGGAAUGAAAAGGUGGUGGCGUACGCGUCGAGGACCCUUCAACAAGGAGAAAAGAAGUGGGACACACGAGAAUUAGAGGCUCUGGCUGUCGUGUGGGCGCUCGAACACUUCAGAAGUUACCUCUUGGGCCGUCAAUUUGAGGUUCAGACCGACCACUCAGCGCUAGAAUGGCUCAAAUUAUCCAACAAACCGGGGCGUCUCGCUAGAUGGGUCCUCAGACUUUCUGAGUUCGACUUUGUGAUUAAGCAUAGACCCGGAUCUGCAAAUGCGAAUGCAGAUGCUUUAUCGAGGAAUCCUACUUCGACUGCUGCGCCAAAGGAAAGCCUCAUUAACAGAUUGCAGACACCAGAUUCAAAUGUUCAAAGUCGACCCGACUCCAUUGACUCUCAAACUUCGAAUACUACAAGCACUAUGAAAGCAGCGUUAGUAUCGUCCAUGGAAAUUGACCACGAAGAAACACAAAGUGGUGAUUCAAUGUACCAAUCAGACGAUAUUUCCCUUGAACCAAGUGCAUUUCAAGCAAUUAGCUCUCCGGAAUUAAUAGAAAAGAUGCGAGAAUGCCAACAAGCCGACCCAUAUCUAAAGAUGAUUUACGAAUACUUACUGAAUGAAAAGCCAAUACCUGCAACACACCCAGAAUUCACCAAACUGAUGAUGAAACUGAAACGAAAUGAGUUUCAUCUAUCGCCGGAUCAGCAGCUGGUUCGCAUCAAGCGCCCUAUACCACAUAGGCGGAUAUCCUUUGAUGCUGUUCUACUGCCUACUUGGCAUCCUCCCAACCACAAAAAACACUUACCAAUUCACGACACGAUCCUCGAAAUCUUUCACAAUUCAGUUUCUUCGGCUCAUGCAGGUUCCAAUGCAACUUAUCACCGUAUGAUACAUAAAGUAGCGUUUCCUAGACUGCUGAAAGCCAUCCAAUACCACUGCAAUCAUUGCCCCUUUUGCCAAAAGCGCAAAACGCCGUACAGCAACAAGCUAGGACUGCUAAGCCCUUUCGUCUUCAAAGAGGACCACAAAGAACCCUUCGCGAGAAUAGCCAUCGACUUGGAAGGGCCACUACCCCAAUCAACGAAAGGAAACAAAUAUUUAGUGGUUAUCACUGAUCUGUUCAGCAAAUGGCCAGAGGCUAUUCCAAUACCCGACAAAACAGCCGAGAACGUAGCUGAUGCCAUUUGUUCGGUUAUGUUUAGACACGGCUUACCUAUUCACAUUCAUUCUGAUCAUGGAUCAGAAUUUAUCGCUGGAGCGCUAGAGCUGGUUGAAAAGCGUCUUCAAAUCAAACAUACUUUUUCAAUAAAGCGAUAUCCUCAGGGCAAUCCAUAUCCCGAGCGCUUCAAUCGUGUGCUUAUCGACUGGCUAGCAGCCACUGUUAAUGAGCAUUUACCCGUCAAACAAAGGUACCUGCAAUGGGACAAAUUAGUUGACGCUGUCCUGUUUGCUUACCGAACUUCUGUCCACAAUACAACAAAAGAGACACCGUUCCGCGUCGUUUACGGAAGAGAUCCAGUUAUUCCUUUUGAUCUCUUAAGCAAACCGCUGGGAAAAAGUCUUGAUCCUGACAUUGUCAAUACAUCAGAAUACACUGAUUCUGCCAUCUCUUACGCCCGAGACGUAUCCCUAAGGUUACAGAUAGCAUGGGAUAUUGUCAGGAAACAUAUCAAAAAGGCACAAACAAGUUCAAAGCAAAUUUAUGACAAGAACCACUAUGACGUAGACUACAAAAUUGGCGAUAUCGUGAUGAGAUGGCUCAUCCCAGCAGACAGAGUCCUCCGCUCCGAUCCAUAUGGAGCCAGGAAGCUACUGUAUCGUUGGGCAGGUCCCUACAGAAUCGUACAAAAGUUGAGUAAUGUUGUCUUUGUUAUCCAACCACUAUCAGCGGAAGUUGAUCAAGACUGGUUGAGAGUACAUGUUUCCCAGAUCGCACCGUUCCAAGUGGAUCAGAGACUGCAUUAUGGGAGCGCUGAAAAAGGUCGAGAAGAGACACCACUUGACGAAAACGGAAGUCCCAAAGCUUCGACAACAAGUCCUGCAGCAGAUCUUCCAAGACUUGGAACAACUAACAUACGUACCAACAAGCAUCCUAACCCAGUGUUGGAACUCCAGGAAAAGCCUCAACAAUCCGAAAUGCCAACGGAGUUGGGGUUGAAGAAAGUUCAACAUGAAAAUGGAAUGGAAUCAUAUGAAGGAAUCGCGUUCACUCGUGCUAAACGAAAACGCAAGCGGAUUCGAUUACUUGAGUCACGUCGCGAGAAGCCUUCCGAAGUCACAGAAACUCGCUUUCAAGAUAAAACACCUCUUCGUGAGGACCUCAAUCGUCCCAAGGUCGACUGGAUGGGUGAUCCACUAGCUCCGAAAGGCUUUUAUAUUCGUGAGGAUCUCGCCAGAACUCGGCGCCAAACCAAAAAGUCGGCCGCUGACUCUUUACGCGAACUCCACAUCAUUGAAGAAACCCCAUUGCAACUAGAGUUUUUCGAUGAGUUUGUUGAUGAUGAUGUAUUCAUGCUGGAGUUUCUCCCUUAUUUAGCUAAAUCCCUCCUUCCAGUUGACGCCGAUCGUCGAAUGAUGACCGGACGUCACCUGUAG